Messenger RNA from Larimichthys crocea (large yellow croaker), 1624 nucleotides. It is a transcript of the gene cirbpa, whose product is annotated as cold inducible RNA binding protein a. Gene Ontology annotation, molecular function: RNA binding. The record is from RefSeq and is a predicted model, not a curated record. The coding region runs from base 139 to 708 and encodes 189 amino acids. Lineage: Eukaryota; Metazoa; Chordata; Actinopteri; Sciaenidae. The transcript is spliced from 7 exons.
UGAGCCUCCAAUGAGCGGAGGGAACGUGACGUCACGGCGCAGCGCAGUGAAAAGCGGCGCGCGCUCUCUCUCCUCUCUCACUCGACCUGCAGCGCCGCUCCUCCUCUGCUCCACCGCUACACACGAGCUACAUUAAAGAUGUCGGACGAGGGUAAACUGUUCAUCGGAGGACUGAGCUUCGAGACCAGCGAGGAGUCUCUGGCUGCGGCCUUCGGCAAAUAUGGAACCAUCGAAAAAGUGGAUGUGAUCAGAGACAAAGAGACGGGCAGAUCUCGCGGUUUCGGCUUUGUGAAAUACGAUAAUGCAGAGGACGCUAAAGACGCAAUGACAGCAAUGAACGGCAAGUCUCUAGAUGGUCGGGCUAUUCGUGUGGAUGAAGCAGGAAAGGGUGGACGCUCCAGAGGUGGUUUUUCAUCGGGCCAGCGUGGCAGCAGAUUCAGUGGAAGCAGGGGGAGAGGUGGGCGAGGUUACUCCAGAGGUGGGGGAUAUAAUGGCGACAGGAGCUAUGGUGGUGACAGGAACUAUGGUGACAGAUGUUUCGGGGGUGGAGAGAGGAGCUUUGGUGGUAGCGGCGGAUACAGGAGUGGAGGCGGCGGCGGCGGAGGAUACUCCUCAAGCGGCUACAGAGACAAUAGGGGUCAGGGUGGAUAUAGUGACCGCUCUGGAACCUACCGUGAUGGAUACGACGGCUAUGCUGCACACGAGUAAACAUCUCCCUGAUUCAAGAUCAUCACUUGGCUGGCUGUAUUUCAAAGAUGCGCUCCUCAAGAAAAAUGUCCACGUGUUAUUGCUGACCUUAGUUUUGUAGUUCUGUUGUAGUAGCUCAAGCAUCUUAAAAAAAAAAAUGUAGCCAUGAGUUUUGGUCAUUCCUUAACAAACCAUGUUACAAAUUACAGUUCAAGACUCUUACCUUGCUUGAUUGGGCAUCUUUAUUCCUCAAAGGUCGUUUGUUAACUAAAAGGCAUCUGUAUAAUCUGAUAACUUUAAGUCCCGAUAUGGGGAUCAAAACAACGGCUCUCCACAAGGUUUUUCGUUCAACGGCCACUACACUUCGCUGUAGACUUUUUGUCCGGCACGUUUAAAAGUGUUUCUUGAUUUUGAUUCCUUAUUUAGUUUGUUUUUUUUAUAUUGAAGUAUCCGAUGGGGCUUGUUUUGUUUUUUCCUUAUUUCCCCUGUCGGUCUCUGUGACUGACCUACCUCUUGCCAGGUUUUAAACUGAGUGAGGAAAGAGAUCCAAUUACUCAAACAGGCUUUUGGGGGAUUUAUGCUAAAUUCCUUUACUACUAAAAAGAAAAAAAAAAACUUAGUUUAGCUGAGGCUCCUGUGUGUUCAAUUUCCCAAAAGAGUGAAUUCCUUUCAGACUGGUGAACUACACCUCCGAAGUGGCCGGCUGUUCAUGAAGUCUGUCCAAGGUAUCUUCUGUGCUCUGCUCAACAUCUGCAUUUUAAAUGUGCUGUAAAAUGGACUAAUCUUGUUUAAGUGAUCGAAAAAUGUAACUUCGUUUCCCCAAAGUAAAAUCUCAACCGGGAACAGUUUUGUACUUUAUGUUCUUUGUAUGAUCAACUUUUUUUUUUCUUUGUCAGUUUGGCUUCAUGGAGCCUAUUAAACAGACUGUGGAAAAUAA